UGAGAACACAACAGAGGAAAUUUGGCAACAAAUAGCCAGAAGGAGUUUCAGCUGAGCAAUGGGGUGGAACGUUAUCUAAUUUUUGCUGUCAUGUGAGAAUACCUGCGUUCAUUUCCAUGUUUCUGUGAACACAACAGAGGAGCUUUUUUCCUGUAGUUUUCUGCUCAUGAGUAAAGAUGCACAUUAAUAGUUUUCUUUUUUGUGCAGUUUUCUCUCUUUUCAGUCCAGUUUUCUCAGCAGAAGAUUUUUACCAAUCCAGAGGAUGUUGCACAUUCAGAGGUCCAAACUUUGAAGAUACAGAGUUUAUAAUUAAAUUUUAUUUUAAUGAGAACCUGAUGAUGGAGUACAACAGCACGAGAGGCAACUGGACGGGAUCCACAAACUAUUCAUUUGAAAUUGUAAAAACUUGGAACAGUGAUCCGUACGCUGCUCUUACUAGAGCAUUAGAAAAGAAAACGUUGUGUGAAGGAAGUUUAGACUACAUCCGAGAUCUGGAUGCUCUUACAUCCGCACCGACCAUCAGACUGAAAGCAGUGAAGCAGCCGUCCAUGCUUGUGUGCAGCGCUUACAAUUUUUACCCAAAACAAAUUAAGAUAACGUGGUUGCAGAACGGACAGGAAGUGACCUCAGGUAUCAGUUCCUCUCUGGCGAGGCCUGAUGGGGAGUUUUACUACCAGAUUCAUUCUUACCUGGAGUUCACCCCGACUCAUGGAGAAAACAUCACCUGCAUGGUGGAACACUACAGCCUCUCUGAACCAGCACUCGUGGUCUGGGACCCCUCCCUUCCUGUGGCACAACGAAUUCAAAUUGCUGUCGGACUGUGUGGACUCAUGCUUGGUUUUGCUGUUUUGGUCUGUGGAUUGAUUUACUACAAGAAAAAGUCUGCUGCAUACAUGACUGUCUGCCAAGGACGAGUGAUGAUUCCUGUGGAACUCAUCCCUCCAGAUGGAGCCUCGUAGACUGAACGGCUGUGAUCAUAUUUAAUGUCAGUUCCAACAUCUGACGACAGAAACAAAACAGAAAUAUAGACAUAAAAACUAUUUCUAGUGAAUUUUGGUACAUUUAAACACAGUAUGGACAGUUCAGUUGUUAGUAUCUACAUGUAUUUACAGAGGUGGUGGAUUUAUUCCUGCAUGGUGGUUCCAGUCAGUCAGUGAAGAGCAGCAGCCUUAAUAAGAUGUAUGAAUGUAGUGAGUGUGACGUAUUUUAAACUGUAUUAACACAAUCACAAAAUAAAGCAUGUGAUUUUAUUAAAAUUAAA
Messenger RNA from Acanthochromis polyacanthus (spiny chromis), 1261 nucleotides. RefSeq names its product rano class II histocompatibility antigen, A beta chain-like. Lineage: Eukaryota; Metazoa; Chordata; Actinopteri; Pomacentridae. The record is from RefSeq and is a predicted model, not a curated record. Gene Ontology annotation, biological process: immunoglobulin production involved in immunoglobulin-mediated immune response; immune response; antigen processing and presentation of exogenous peptide antigen via MHC class II. Bases 177 to 959 code for a protein of 260 amino acids. Gene Ontology annotation, molecular function: MHC class II protein complex binding. Gene Ontology annotation, cellular component: MHC class II protein complex; membrane. The transcript has 5 exons.